CACCUCCAUAUACUGGUGGCUUAAUAAUGCUCGACUUUCGAGCUUGAACAAGGACUCGAAUCUUGAGUCACAGUCAGCUCAUUUGUCAGUUCUACUCGUAGUUAGCUUUUAUCAGAUGCAGUCUAUUUAAAGCUCAUUCGUUAGUGUGUAUUGUUUAUCGAUCGACUGAUUGAAAUUAUCCAUAGUGCAUUUAAUGUGAAUAUUUUUCGAGUUUGUUUUUUCUUUUCGCUAUAGUGAAGCUAGGCUGUGGCGAGUUUUGAUCAUGUCAAGUUACUUGGCGUCGUAUUAUAAUUUAUCGGACCGAAUCCUUAAUUUAGAAAAGCAAAUAUUAGAACGAGAGCACGAAAUGUGCGCGACUGAAGCAAAAAUAUUUUACGAAGAUCUUAUAUCUGUUCACGAGAAAUUGGUAGAACAUGAAAACGAAUACCAUACAACAACUAGCAAUCGCUAUUCAUCAACGAGCUCCUUAAGCAAGUAUAUGCGCGAGACCCAUUCGAAGACGACAAACCUUAAAAUAAAAUUGGCGAAAAUGUUAUCAUCUUUCGAAUCAAAACCACCAGCAGGAGCCCAGGUAGGCGAUCAAUCCCAUCCAGCAAAACAGUCCGAAACCGAGAAAAAUGCAGACUUACAAAUCCGAAAACAACGUUCUCUAAUCGAGCGAAUCGAAUCGCUGGAAAUACUCGAAGAUAUUAAUUGUGCAAUAAAAGCAGAAGUACUUUACAGUCAUCUUUCUCAACUUUAUGACUCGUUUACCUCAAAUCAAAUCCAGAUCGAAGCAGGCACCGACGACGAUACCCUUCUCGAUAAUCAACGAAAAAUUACCAGAGAAAUCCAACAAAAAGUAAUUGAUUUUCAAACGAAGCUGAAAAAAAUCAUGCAACCGAUCGCAUCAACUUCAUCUACUGAAUCCAACAUCAAUAUCGAUCAUUCAAUUCAGCCAACACCGAUCGACACCAGAGCCAAUUUAGACUCGUUAUUCCAAAAGCGAGAAUCAUUAAUUAAACGAAUAUCUUUGUUGGAACCUAAAGAAGAUCUUAGUCCAGAAAAAGCUGAAGCAAUGUACAAUCAUCUCGAUUCCCUCUACGAGUCUUUCAAUUCGAAUCAAACUGAAAUCGAAUCACGAGUCAGCGGCCCAAUACUUGCUAGCCAGUUGAGAAUUUCUGAGCAAAUUCAAAACAAGAUGAUCGAACUUCGAGCAAAGUUGAAACAAAUUUUCGCACCGAUUAAACUUUCAUCUUCGUCGACACAAUCCGAGGCAUUACAAUCUGAGCAAAUUAAGUUAUCGGAAUUCGAAGGUAGCCUUCGAUCUAUUGAACUCAAAUUGACUAAUCUUAUGGACUUCUUGGAAUCGCGGUCAAGUGGAGAUGAAACUGAGAGUCAUAUCAACGACAUGUACACCUAUCUUGAAGACAACUCGGAAUUAUCUAAAGAUAUUCUCACGAAGAUUGUUUCUCUUCAAACAACAUUGAAUGAAUCCAUCAACGCUAACAAACAUCAUGAAAAAAACGCUCUAGAUAAGCUGGGAAGAAUUUUGGAUUUUAACGGACGUUUCGAACAAGAUUAUAAAGCCAAGACGUUACCAUCUUUAUCGAAAUCGGAAAGUAAUCUUCGAGCGAUAGAACUCAAAUUGUCUGAACUCAUCACUUCGUGCAAAGAGUUACCGCAAUUGCGUUCGGAUGGACACGAAACCAGGAAAAAUACCACUAAUUGUAAGAUCUGCAGCUCUCUAGAUGAUCAUUUAAUCAUAUCUAAGGAUAUUCAAAUACAACUGUAUAAUUCUUUAGCCGCUGACAGUAACCGUAUAGAGCGGGCAAAUAGCGGUUUUAAAAAGGAAAAAAUUGGCACAUACAUUUUUUCUUCGGGAAUGUGUUCAGAUGGACCCUCUGAACCACCAAAAAAAAGCCGACUCUCCUACCCCCGGAGGAAAAUUUUUUAGGGGGCUGAAACCGGUUCCGAUUUACGUUUUUUGCGUUUUACUCCGUAAAUAUUAGGUUUUUGAGAGAAACUACCACGACAAAAAAUGUUCCCCUUCAAAUUCUCGACAAUUUGAUACUACGCUCGAUACCCAUUCCUCAAGAGGGGGUGUCCAAAAAAGGGGUGGAAAGAGUAGGUGUUUCAAAAAAGGUCAGUCCAAUAAAUUGAUCAAAAUUACCACUUAAAAUCAUUCGUUUUCGCUAAAAAUUUUUUUACAAAGUCUACUCACCCAACUACUAAUCAAACUACCAUUGGUUUGACUUCAACCCUCCUGGGGGGCUCGUGAGGGUUGCUUGAUUUUUCAAGUAACACACUACUGAAUCAUAUAUUUGAAAAACAAAUCUGGACGUGCGAUAUAUCGAAUAGUAUGUUUUCGAAGUCGCUGAAUACGAAUAUGAACUUAUUUUUUGAAUACAACCCCUGAAAGCCCCGUCUGUGCCCCAAAAUGGGGGUCAAAAUUUUGAAAAAUCGUGAAAAGUCGAGUGAUAUAUCGACUUGUAGGUAUGUUUUUGAGACACUAAACUGGAAUAUGCACUUUUUUCCUGCUCUACUUACCAUUCCUCAGAAUCCCCUUACGCCCCCUAAAUAGGAUAGAAUUUUUACUUGAUAAAGCUAGAAAGCUGUUUUGGUAUGUAUUCCAUUUUCGAUUCCCUAAAUCGACUGAAAACACUUUCAAGUCAUUUCGAGUCGUUCUGGAGCCUCCAGCUGAUUUUUGUAAAUUUUUGGUUGCAUUUUGUGGAAAUUUCAACUUCCAGAUAUCUGUAAGAGACUCCAGAAGUGCUCAAAUAACUCUAAAACGUCUGCUUGGUUACGAGAAAUUUUAAUUUUUUUAAAUAAUUAUUUUGCAACAAUUUAAAAAGUUUACCAAAAAUCAAAAAAUGGACUUGAAAUGCCUAGAAUUGAAAUUUUUGCUGUUGGGUAUUUUUGCAUGUUCUUUAGUUUUGGUUUACGUACUUGGUUUUGUUCAAAAAUUUUCCUGCUGGUUGGAAUCUCUCUCUCCUUCUAAGUUCUCUCCACAUUAAAGUUUCAAUGAAUGAUUAUUACCAUCUUCAGACCCUCAUUUUGGAGCACAGAAGGGCUUUGAGGGGUUGUAGGCAAAAAAUAAGUUCAUAUUCGUACUCAGCGAUUUCGAAAACAUACCAUUCAAUAUGUCACUCGACUUUUUACAUUUUUUCAAAAUUUUGGCCUUUUUUGGGGCGGUUGGGAGCUGUAAGGGGUUGGGCCCAAAAAAUAUGGCCAUAUUCGUGCUCAGUGACUUCGAAAACAUUCAAGUCCAUAUAUCACUCGACUUUUCACGUUUUUUCAAAAUUUUCACCCUCAUUUUGGGGCACAGAGAGACAUUGGGGGGUGGGACCCAAAAAAUAAGUUCAUAUUCGCACUCGGCGACCUCAAAAACGUACCAUUCGAUAUAUCACUCGACUUUUCACGAUUUUUCAAAAUUUUGACCCCCAUUUUGGGGCACAGACGGGGCUUUCAGGGGUUGUAUUCAAAAAAUAAGUUCAUAUUCGUAUUCAGCGACCUCGAAAACAUACUAUUCGAUAUAUCGCACGUCCAGAUUUGUUUUUCAAAUAUAUGAUUCAGUAGUGUGUUACUUGAAAAAUCAAGCAACCCUCACGAGCCCCUCAGAAGGGUUGAAGUCAAACCAAUGGUAGUUUGAUUAGUAGUUGGGUGAGUAGACUUUGUAAAAAAAAUUUUAGCGAAAACGAAUGAUUUUAAGUGGUAAUUUUGAUCAAUUUAUUGGACUGACCUUUUUUGAAACACCUACUCUUUCCACCCCUUUUUUGGACACCCCCCUUGAGGAAUGGGUAUCGAGCGUAGUAUCAAAUUGUCGAGAAUUUGAAGGGGAACAUUUUUUGUCAUGGUAGUUUCUCUCAAAAACCUAAUAUUUACGGAGUAAAACGCAAAAAACGUAAAUCGGAACCGGUUUCAGCCCCCUAAAAAAUUUUCCUCCGGGGGUAGGAGAGUCGGCUUUUUUUUGGUGGUUCAGAGGGUCCAUCUGAACACAUUCCCGAAGAAAAAAUUUAUGUGCCAAUUUUUUCCUUUUUGCCCCUGCUUUUUUACGUUAUUUUCCCGCUCUAGUAAUGCUAUUCUGAAUAAUAUUCUAACGAAAGUAAACCAAAGCACUGCACAACAAAAGCCCUCAGAUCAACUGUUUAGGAAUAUUUUAUCGAGGUAUGGAUCGUAUGGUAGCUCAUUUGAUCCAUCAAAUAAUUAUUUGCGCACAGGACAAUAUCAAAAUUUUAAUUAGGUAUACCUAGAUCUGAAUUCAUGCUACAACCCUAUAUUCCACUGGAUUUUUAUGCCCUCUAACAUAAUACGUAAAAUAUUAUACUUCACCUCUAAUUUUUAAGAAUAACUAUAAGUAAGUAUAGACAUGGUUUGUGAUUAAUUUGUGCAAUUUGUUGUAUCAAAAAUGUGAAUAUUACAUACCUGUAUUUAAAACUGAA
Molecule: messenger RNA, 4421 nt
Organism: Planococcus citri (citrus mealybug)
Lineage: Eukaryota; Metazoa; Arthropoda; Insecta; Hemiptera; Pseudococcidae
Exons: 3
Coding region: 263-1936 (557 amino acids)
Source: RefSeq, a predicted model, not a curated record